This is a messenger RNA of Castor canadensis (American beaver), 499 nucleotides long. The record is from RefSeq and is a predicted model, not a curated record. NCBI's taxonomy places the organism in Eukaryota, Metazoa, Chordata, Mammalia, Rodentia, Castoridae.
UGGGCGGCCCGGGCCGAUGCAGGACGAGACCCUGGGCGUGGCGUCCGUGCCCUCGCAGUGGAGGGGCAUCCAGGGCAUCCGCGGGGAGACGAAAAGUUGCCAGACAGCCAGCAUUGCCACUGCUGAAGCGUCUGUGCAGGCCCGGAAGUGUGCUGAUGCCCAGGUGCAGACAGAGGCUCCUGUGCCUGUGGCUACACUGCCUGUGUCCCGGCACGACAGCCCCCGGCUUGCAGCCUUCCUCCGGAGGGUGGAGGCCACGGUCAUCCGGGAGCUAAACAAGAACUGGCAGAGCCACGCCUUUGAUGGCUUCGAGGUGAACUGGACUGAGCCGCAGGAGACGGUGUCGUGUCUGCACACCCUGGGCUACCCCCCAGCUCAAGGGCAGGGUCUGCACGUGACCAGCAUUUCCUGGAAUGCCGCAGGCUCCGUGUUGGCCUGUGCCUAUGGGCGGUGAGUGGCAUCAGAGGUGGUGGAGGGCAGUGGGAGACCCCAGGAUUCA